CCUUCCCUCCUUCUCGCUCCUCUUGAGCCUUCGGGGCAAAGGCAGGGUGAAGCAGAGAGAAGGGAACAUCAGCCCUGUGAGGGUUUGCUCCAGGCAGGGAGCUCCGCAGGGCGCUGUGCACCUGGAGGGCAAGAGGGGGCUGAUGAGAAGCGCUGUGCAGGUGGCUGUGCCCACUGGUGCGAGGUGUCAGCGGUGUGGAUCUUGGCUUUGUGUGCUGCGCUGUGUGCUUUGACGUGGGCUUUAGGACACAGGUCGUGGUGUGCCGGCGCUGCUGGGAGCUGGGCGGGAGCUGCGUGUUGUUUGUGGCCCUUCUGCUCCUUCCCAGCCCUCUGCUGUGAGUGCGCAGAGCAGGGGGUGAAGCUUUGUGGCCCAGAUCACCUCAGCUCCAGCAGUUUGUCCUCCCAGGCCCAGUUUUUGGGGAGUUCUGGCGCCAGGGCUGCGAGCUGCCCCAGGAAAGGCGUUUGCUCUUCUGGUCCUGACCUUCCCAUGAGAAUUUCUUGAAAUCUGUGGCGUCCAAAUGCAAAGGUUUUUUUUUUCCUCACCUGCUGACUCGGGAAUGCCCAGCUGAGCUGGCAGUGACAGCCUUACUGGCAGGUGCUGAUCCCCCCCCGUCACACAGCACAGAGAUGUCGGUGUUGGGUGGUGUGGAUGCUCGCAGGAGAACAGUCGCAGGGACAGGAAUUGGAGAAGAGCAGUUUAAUCCAUUGGCUGAUGAGGGACCGGGCCCUUUUCUGUCCUGUACGGAAUCAGAGUUGGGCUUUCCUUGGGAAAAAAUGAGAUGAGCAGAAACGAACGAAGCUCAGUUGUCCCGAGGACAAGCGGUGGGUUUGGGUCGGGCCUCAGGGCACGCGUGCUGUGGAAGCCUUCAGCUCAUCCCCAGUUCAAAGAAGAGAUUUCCAGGCGGUUCAAAGCCAAACAGGAUCAGCUGGUUCUGAUCUUCGCUGGGAAGAUCCUGAAGGACGGAGACACUCUGAAUCAACAUGGGAUCAAAGACGGGCUGACCGUGCAUUUGGUCAUUAAGACUCCACAGAAGGUCCAAGAUCCAACAUCUGCUGCUUCUGCCCCUGGUGCUGCUUCUGCCCCCACCACCGCGUCCCCUUCUCCUGCUGCCCCAUCUCAGCCUUCCACAUCCAGCGGCGCCGCUCCGGACGCGGGGGGCGGUGGCCGACGGAGCAGCAGCUCGGGGGGUCUGGGAGGCCCUGGAGACGGAGGCCCCAACAGCGCCACGUCGAUCCUUUCUGGCUUCGGUGGCAUCACUGGGCUGGGCAACCUGGGCAUGGGCUCUGCCAACUUCAUGGAGCUCCAGCAGCAGAUGCAGCGACAGCUGAUGUCCAACCCAGAGAUGCUCUCUCAGAUCAUGGAGAACCCCUUGGUGCAAAACAUGAUGUCGAACCCCGACCUCAUGCGGCAGAUGAUCAUGGCCAACCCGCAGAUGCAGCAGCUGAUGGAGCGAAAUCCGGAGAUCAGCCACAUGCUGAACAACCCGGAGCUGAUGAGGCAGACCAUGGAGCUGGCUCGUAACCCCGCCAUGAUGCAGGAGAUGAUGAGGAACCAGGACCGUGCUUUGAGCAACCUCGAGAGCAUUCCAGGAGGGUACAACGCCCUGCGCCGCAUGUACACGGACAUCCAGGAGCCCAUGUUCAGCGCCGCCAGGGAGCAGUUUGGCAACAACCCCUUCUCUUCCUUGACGGGGAGCUCCGAGAGCUCCAGCUCUCAGCCUUUGCGGACAGAAAACAGAGAGCCGUUACCGAAUCCCUGGAGCCCCAGCCCCCCUGCUUCACAGAGCCAGGCGCCCAGCAGCGAAGGGAGCGCUGGCUCAGGAAGCACCCAGAGCACCCCGACCGUGUCCAACCCCUUUGGGCUCAAUGCUGCUAGCUUUGGGGCAGGCAUGUUUAACAGCCCGGAGAUGCAAGGUCUCCUGCAGCAGAUUUCAGAGAAUCCUCAGCUGAUGCAGAAUAUGAUCUCUGCCCCUUACAUGAGGAGCAUGAUGCAGACCCUUGCCCAGAACCCAGACUUUGCAGCACAGAUCAUGGUAAAUGUUCCCCUCUUUGCUGGGAACCCACAGCUUCAAGAACAGCUCCGCCUUCAGCUCCCAGUCUUCCUGCAGCAGAUGCAGAACCCAGACUCCCUGUCCAUUCUCACCAACCCCCGCGCCAUGCAGGCGCUCCUCCAGAUCCAGCAGGGGCUCCAGACGCUGCAAACGGAGGCCCCAGGACUGGUGCCAAGCCUCGGCUCCUUUGGCAUGCCUCGAAUGCCCCCGUCCUCCACAGGAGGAAGCACAAUCCCGGAGAACCCCGUUCCCUCCGCUUCGACGCCGGCCAGUGCCUCUCCAGCCGGGGGCGGUAACCCCCAGCAGCAGCUCAUGCAGCAGAUGAUCCAGCUGCUGGCUGGAGGAAGCUCUCAAGCGCAGAGUCCCGAAGUGCGAUUCCAACAGCAGCUGGAGCAGCUGAACGCCAUGGGCUUCAUUAACCGUGAGGCCAACCUGCAGGCGCUCAUCGCCACGGGCGGGGACAUCAACGCGGCCAUUGAGAGACUGCUGGGCUCCCAGCCUUCCUAAGCUCCGUCCCGCCGCCCCGCAGAUGUCAGCUCGCAUCCAUUCACACGCGCAGGGGAUCUUUCAGGAAAGCCCGCCGUCAUUUUCAUAUCUGACAGCUGUCCAUGUAUUUAAAACAAAAAAGAUACAGCUUAACCCCGACCUUCCUACUAAGUUAAGAUUUCAUGUUGAAAUGCUCUUUAACUGGCUUGUAUGUGGAUUCCAGUUCUCAUCGUGGCCACAGAGACUUCAGAUGUGUAUUUUUCCUCAAUAUGCCCUCUGUUUCAGACACUCUUCUCUCUCUCUCUAGAUGGUAGAGGCGAUACUCCUAGUUAUUUACCUGAAUGAUUGUGUUUUGAGUAGCUUGAUUUUAACUGUACAUGAUUCCCUCCCUUCGCCCUCCUUUCAGGCAGAUAUUUAAAACUUGAGCCAAGUUUGCUUUCCGGUUCUUUCUCCCGGCAUCUUCUUGGGGAUAAUAGAGCAAAAGAAAAAUCGCAGCGACUUGGAAAUUUCUGAUGUCGUUUGUCUUAAUAAUUCCAUGGGCCAAAUGGGGCCCUCGGCGCGCGGGGGGCUGCCGCCUCCUGCUCCAGGGCUGGCCUGCGUGCAAUCCACGCCUGGAGUGGGGUCUCUGCGCAGCUGGGAUGGCGACGUGGAGCCCCGGUGGCCUUCAGGGACGGGGUUUGCUGUCGUGGAAGCCGAGCUGAAGGCGCCGUGCAGAAGAAGGCGUUGCAGAGGCUGCUGCUGCCCCAGCGCUCCGCUCCUCGCGCGGCUGCGUCGCGUCUUCUGCUCUGUGGGUUCGGUAUCUGUAAAAACGAGAGGAGAUGGAAAGAUCCGAUCUCUCCACUCAAAAGCGUCGGUGUCCGCGUGCUUCCCAGCCCGGUGCCAUCCUCAUUUCCCCCCCCUCCCCGCUGUGGUGCGUUUGAACCACGCUGCAUUCCGUGGAGGACCAACCUUUCCCCAGGGUCUCCGGGGCCGUGUGGUUUGCAGACCAGGUUUAUCAACGAGAAAACAACAACAAAUAAUAAAUGCGCACAACCAUCCGUC
Lagopus leucura (white-tailed ptarmigan) is the source of this 3577-nucleotide messenger RNA. RefSeq names its product ubiquilin 4 (gene UBQLN4). Gene Ontology annotation, cellular component: cytosol. The transcript is spliced from 11 exons. Gene Ontology annotation, biological process: ubiquitin-dependent protein catabolic process. Bases 779 to 2557 code for a protein of 592 amino acids. The record is from RefSeq and is a predicted model, not a curated record. Gene Ontology annotation, molecular function: polyubiquitin modification-dependent protein binding. Lineage: Eukaryota; Metazoa; Chordata; Aves; Galliformes; Phasianidae.